AUGCCACUGCGAUGCCAGCCGGCGGCCGGGGUGCUGCUGGCUUCGGUACUGAGAGCAACCUUCCUCAACAUUUUAAAUCACCUCAUAAUAUUCGCCUCGAUAACAUUCAUCGCCUCGAGCAGCUCCCAGUCUCCGACUCGUUACGCCUCCCGAAUCGUCGAGACCAAGAGCGGACAGAUAAGGGGAAUCCUGCAGGAACCUAACGGUCGACACCUGGACCCGGUCGAAGUCUUCCGCGGCAUUCCGUACGCGGCGCCCCCCGUAGAAAAGCUCCGUUUCAGAUCGCCGAGGCCCCCGUUGACUUGGGCCGGUGUCAAGCUCGCGGAUACCUUUGGCUUAGUUUGUCCCCAAAACUACCCGGACGUAACUAAUCGAACCAUUGCUCUGGGGACUAUGCCACGUGGAAGAUUUCUCCAGCUGAAACGCCUUCUUCCGCUGCUCGGGAAUCAAAGCGAAGAUUGUCUCUUCUUGAACCUCUACAUACCUGGAAGCGGUUCCCGAGGACUCGAGGCACCCUACGCAGUGAUCGUUUACGUACACGGUGAGAGCUUUGAAUGGGGUUCUGGGAAUCCCUACGACGGCUCGGUAUUGGCAAGUGCUGGCCACGUGAUCGUCGUAACACUGAACUACCGGCUUGGUAUAUUAGGAUUCCUAAGGACUCGUCCUGGUCCAGACACCACGGACGGUUCCGGGGGUAAUCUCGCUCUCAAGGACAUUGCCAUGGGGCUCCGAUGGGUGCGCGAUAACAUCGGCGCCUUUGGCGGUGACCCGACCAGAAUCACCCUAGUUGGACACGACACGGGGGCGGCACUCGCCAAUCUCCUACUUCUGGCGCCCUACGGCAAAGGUUUGUUUCAUCGGCUGGUUCUCCUCAGCGGUUCCGCCCUUAGCCCCUGGGCAGCAGUGCACGAGCCGGACGAUUUGAGGGUAAAAAUUGGGGAGCAAUUCGAAUGUCCAGUUGAAACCGAAGCCGACAUUGCCGAUUGCCUUCGCGAAGUUCCCUUACAAAAUCUAAUGGAAGUAGAACUACCCGAAACAAGGUUCAUGCCGCGGAUUGGUCCCGGGUUACCGAUCGACAUGAACAGCCCUGAUCCAAGCCACGACAUGGAGAGAGACAGCGGUAGCUUUGUGACGAUUCCACUGAUCCUCGGCGUUACGACGGCCGAGAGUUACCUCGACUUCAACGCGAACGAUAUCCAGUAUGGAUUUGAGGAGGAGCAGAGAAAUCGAGUGCUCCGAACGUUCGUCCGCAACGCGUACGUCUACCACUUGAACGAGAUAUUCUCGGCUGUGAGAAACGAGUAUACGGACUGGGACAAGCCUGUCCUACACCCAAUUAACAUACGAGACUCGACGAUGGAGGCACUGAGUGACGGCCACACCGUGGCUCCGUUGAUGAGGGUCGCCUUUUAUCACGCGAGGAGGGGUGCCAAGACCUUUUUCUACCAUUUCAACUAUCUAACAAAAGACAGCGAUUACGUGCAGCGACUGGGAAGCGUAAGGGGCGAGGAUAUACCCUACGUGUUUGGACUCCCACUUGUAUCCGGAGGUACCUUUUUCCCUCAGAACUACAGCCGCCAGGAUCAGGGCGUCGCCGAGGCUGUUCUUACAUUUUUUUCAAACUUUGCCAAAACCGGAAACCCCAACGAACCGCGAAACGUCGACUCGGUGGAUUAUGGGACAGCCAAAGAGAAGACCAGGUUUCGAGGCCUGACAUGGGAGCAGUACGAAACGGGAUCGCAACAGUAUCUUACGAUAGCUCUCAAACCGAAAAUGAAGAGCCACUAUCGGGGACAUAAAAUGGCAGUGUGGCUAAACCUGAUACCACAAUUGCACCAACCUGGAGAUGACGACGUGACAAUGCGGCAUCAUCAUUUCCGAGAGAGAGGAGACCACCUCUACGCGGGACCAGUGCGCGACGAGUGGCACACACCGAUACUUCUUCCCGGUAACACAGUGACGACAUCUCUGUCGACGACUGAAUGCAGCUCGACGAUUGGCGAAGACGCGACAUCCGAGAUCGGGUCACCGGCUAGCGGCGUGAUAGAGGGCGAGGAGAGAGUCAGGGAGAGACACGACGAGACGGAGCUUCUUCAGAGACUGGCGUCUCGCCAUUACUACAGCACAACAACUGCCCUGGCGAUAACCGUCGGAGUUGGAUGCAUCCUUUUGAUACUGAACAUGAUGAUAUUUGCUGGUAUUUACUAUCAGAGAGAUAGAGAGAAAAAAAGAGCGGCUAGCGAGUGCAGCCCUAACGGUCAUCAAGAGUCUGUUCCCAUGACGACGCGGCCCUCAUCGCGCGACUCAAACGAGGACACGAGGUCCGAGGAGCCGCCACCCUCGUACACAACCCUGGCACGGUCCAGUCCCCCGCCACCCUCGUCUACCAUGCCAGAGCAACGGCUUCUUCGGGACGAAAGUCUGAGAAAAAACGUGAGGAUCGUUAAGGAGCAUGGAACUCAUCCCCAGAAGGAUCCUGUACCACCUAAACCACCCACGAGGACGACUAGUUCUUUGACUACUACCGGCAUUAAGAAAAGAGUUCAGAUUCAAGAAAUAUCUGUAUAGCAUUAGGGGUUGCCCUCCGCGGAGGGCAACUCCAGCUGUUCCGUAAAACGUGUUACUUUUGUGGAAUCACGAUUUUAACAGAGGUUUCGUAACCUGCACCCUUACACGCCUAUGCG
Molecule: messenger RNA, 2684 nt
Organism: Diprion similis
Lineage: Eukaryota; Metazoa; Arthropoda; Insecta; Hymenoptera; Diprionidae
Gene: NLG-5
Product: neuroligin-4, X-linked-like
Exons: 9
Coding region: 1-2568 (855 amino acids)
Biological process (GO): synaptic vesicle endocytosis; chemical synaptic transmission; presynaptic membrane assembly
Cellular component (GO): synapse; postsynaptic membrane; cell surface
Molecular function (GO): neurexin family protein binding; signaling receptor activity
Source: RefSeq, a predicted model, not a curated record